Molecule: messenger RNA, 2089 nt
Organism: Mytilus trossulus (common blue mussel)
Lineage: Eukaryota; Metazoa; Mollusca; Bivalvia; Mytilida; Mytilidae
Product: tudor and KH domain-containing protein-like
Exons: 11
Coding region: 133-1509 (458 amino acids)
Biological process (GO): P granule organization; piRNA processing; spermatogenesis
Cellular component (GO): P granule
Molecular function (GO): RNA binding
Source: RefSeq, a predicted model, not a curated record
CUCAAAACCGGAAGUCCCAUGCUUUCUCUAGUUUCAGUUUCAAUUUGACUACCCUGGGGAGCUGAUAAUUGUUUGUAUUUUAAAAAAUGUUAAGACUUACCAUACUUACUUAGCAUCAACCAGCUACUGAAAAUGGAAUUGACGACAAGGAAUAAACUACUUCUUCUGAUUGGUGCACCUACUACAUUACUACUAGGUUACUGGUUAUUAAGCAGUGCAGACGAUGACGAUGAAGAAGAAGAAACUGCAGAAAAGAUGGCCACCUCUCGACAAACAGUUAUUGAUGUAAAAGUUCCACCGAAAGCUGUAGGAGCUGUUAUUGGUAGACAGGGAGCUAUGAUUAAGGAGAUUCAACAGAUAUCUGGAGCCAGAGUUAAUUUCACAGAUAACAAGAGAGAUUCUCAGGAAGAAAGGGGAGUUGUUAUCAGAGGGACACCUGAAGCUGCUCAGAUGGCAGAAAAUAUGAUCAGAAAAAUCAUUGGAGAACUUCCUGUUAUUGUUACUGAAGAAAUGGUGGUUCCGGGAAAAUGUCUUGGCAGAAUUAUAGGUAGAAAUGGGGACACUAUUCGUCAGAUGUCACGAACUUCUAAAGCCAAAGUUUACGUUGACAGAACAUGUGAUGAUUAUAGAGAAUCUGAGAGAACUGUUACCAUUACUGGUACUAAAGAAAACAUAGAGCUGGCUAAGUCUAUGAUACAAGAAAAGAUAGAUGAUGAGGAAUUAUUCAGAGCCAAGAAAGCUGUAAUGGAGGCCAAUAGAGAACAAAGACUAAAACCAAAACAACACGUACAAGACAAGCAGACGGAAGGAAGGACAGACAUGUCUUCUAGUAACCAUGAUCAAGCCAAUGGAGUCCCAGAGCCCACUGAACUCCCACAGGUCCACCCAGCAGUAAGAGGAUGGCCCGCAGGCAGGGACUAUAUUGAGGUCUAUGUGUCCGCUGUGGCUAACCCAGGACUGUUCUGGGUCCAGGUUUUAUCUUCGAUGUCAGUGGAACUAGAUAACCUAGUAGAUAGAAUCACUUCAUUUUAUACCUCAGAAAUGCCACAGGGUUACGAUGUAUCAAACCCAUCAACAGGAGAUCUGGUAGCUGCACCAUUUGAGAAUGAUACCUCAUGGUAUAGAGCCAAGGUGAUGGGGGUAGAGGGAGACACUUUAGAUCUGUUGUAUGUUGAUUAUGGAGACAGUGGUUAUCUCCCCUUCAACAAGGUUCGAAGACUGAGAUCUGAAUUUGAGGCCUUGCCAUUCCAAGCUAUAGAGUGUAAUCUGGCUCAUGUCAAACCUGUUGGUGACACAUGGAGUGAGGACUCGAUAGAGGUAUUUGAUGAGUUGACCUAUGCUGCAAAAUGGAGAGUUUUAAUGGCCAAGAAAAUAAACCAUCACCAAUCUACCAGUGGUAUUAUACCAGUAUUAGAACUUAUGGACACUAAUACAGAUCAGGAUGUUAAUAUUGCUCAAGAAAUGGUGAAACGUGGAUAUGCAGUGUGGGAUGAGUCAGAAAUGUCUUGAUUGAAAUUAAACCUACCAAUCAUGCCAGACAAACAAGGGGAGAGAAUUGUAGCGAAGGAGAAUGUUUAUGAACAUUUUAACUGAAAUAUAUGAUUGUCAUCAAAUGAUUUUAAGUAUUAAUACAGCAUUUUGUUGUUGGUGCUAAAUGUUUUUACAUAGAUGAUGUAACUGUUUAUAACUGUUUUGAUACAAAUGUUAGUUAAUUUGUUUUGAAGCUUGUAAUAUAAAACAAUUAGGACACAAAUACAAAUAUAUACUGUAAACCAACUUAUUUUCAGGGAUACUUUGUUUUGCAUAUAGCCCUUUGUAGCACACAACACUGUGAUUUGAUUUCAUGAUUUUCACAUUUACUUGAUGUAGUUAAAUAUGGAAAAACUCAAAUUAAAAAAAAAUUUUAGACAAUUUUUAUUCACAUUAUAUUUCUACUUGUGAAAUUUCAAAAAUUUAUUGGUUUACAGUAUGCAUCUGAGAUAUGAAAUUAUCAUUAAUUUGAUCCUCCCCAUUUUGGUAUGUCUGUUGCCUGUAAGACAUUUGUGUUAUGUUUUAAUAUCCACAUAAUCAACACUUCUGAUAAGAUCUA